Salarias fasciatus (jewelled blenny) is the source of this 4774-nucleotide messenger RNA. RefSeq names its product tumor protein p53 binding protein, 2a (gene tp53bp2a). Gene Ontology annotation, molecular function: p53 binding. Bases 201 to 3611 code for a protein of 1136 amino acids. NCBI's taxonomy places the organism in Eukaryota, Metazoa, Chordata, Actinopteri, Blenniiformes, Blenniidae. Gene Ontology annotation, cellular component: nucleus. The transcript is spliced from 21 exons. The record is from RefSeq and is a predicted model, not a curated record. Gene Ontology annotation, biological process: regulation of apoptotic process; signal transduction.
UCCGGGAUAGGCUGCGAGCUGUCGAGCAACAGCGGCAGUCUACGGGGUUUCGGGCUGAUAACCUUCGCGUCCUGUGGACGGGACCCUCCUGAGCAGGAGAAAGUAGCCUUGCCUGUCGCGGGUUUCGGCUCUGGGAUUAAAGUGAUCGCCAGCUUUCGUCGAAACCGCCGGUGGGGAUUCAUGCUGGGCUGCUUAGCUAAAUGCGGUACGAAGCUAAAAUGAUGCCGAUGUUCCUGACUGUAUACCUCAGUAACAAUGACCAGCAUUUUACCGAGGUCCCCGUCACCCCGGAGACGCUCUGCAGGGAUGUGGUUGACUUGUGCAAAGAGCCGGGGGAGACCGAGUGCCACCUGUCUGAGAUGUGGCGUGGAUCCGAGAGAGCUGUCGGCGAGGGUGAGCGGAUGCUGGACGUGCUCCAGCGAUGGGGACAGCACAGGGCGGAGGUGCGCUUCUUCCUGCGUCACAACCGAGCCCCUAGCAGGGAAUCCGGAGGGUCAAGAGGCCCAGAGCCGAAAAGAAAUGGAGUGAAGGGUCCGCCAGACAGAAGGAUGGAGAAUGGGGUGGGAACGCCCCGGAUGGACAUGACGCUGGCCGAACUGCAGGAGAUGGCUGCUCGGCAGCAGCAGCAGAUCGAAGCACAGCAACAACUUCUUGCUUCCAAGGAGCAGCGGCUGCGCUACUUGAAGCAGCAGGAACAGCGCCAGCAGCAGCAGGCCUCUGAGCAGGAGAAGCUGCAGCGCCUCCGAGAGAACAUCGAGAACCAGGAAACUCGGCUUAAAAAAGUCCGGGCCCUGAAGGGCCAGGUGGAGCAGAAACGCCUCAGCAACGGCAAACUGGUGGAGGAGAUCGAGCAGAUGAAUAACCUGUUCCAGCAGAAGCAGCGAGAGCUCGUGAUGGCGGCGUCGAAGGUGGAGGAGCUGAGCCGACAGCUGGAGCUGCUCAAAAACGGCAAAAUGGAAAAUUUCCACGAUAAUCAGAGCUCAGUGGCUGAACUGGAUCGCCUCUACAAAGAACUACAGCUGAGGAACAAGCUCAACCAGGAUCAGAACUCCAAGCUGCAGCAGCAGAGGGAGAGCCUGAACAAGCGCAACCAGGAAGUGGCCGCUAUGGACAAGCGCAUCAGCGAGCUCCGGGAUCGACUGUGGAAGAAGAAAGCGGCGCUGCAGCAGAAGGAGAACUUGCCUACCCACAGGCAUUCAGAGCUCAGCCGCACCAAUAAUGGCUAUCCCGGUAAAGAGAGGGCCUCAAAAGACACUCAUCUUCAGCUGCCCUCUGAUGGCCAAGCUGGACAGCAGUCAGGACCGUCUCGCGUGGCAGCGGUGGGCCCGUACAUCCAGUCGUCCACGAUGCCCCGGGGCCCAGUGAGACACGACCUGCUGGUGAAGCCAGCCUACCCAGACGGUACCGCCACCCUGCCGGGCCCGGACCCACAGAUCAAGACCGGUACAGGCCUUCAGCCUGGGAAGCUUGCAGACUGGAGCUCUUCAAGUCCGGAAUCCAACACCAACGGCCACGGUCCAUCCUCAACGUUGCCGCGAAUGACCUCGCAUUCCAGCUCGAAAACGGAACAAGAUGAGUCAGAGCUGAAGAGAGACAAAAAGGUGCGUCCAUUUUCCAUGUUUGAACCAACGGAGGUUCCAGCCACCUCCCUCCGCAAAAACCAGAGCAGCGAUGACCUGGUGAGGGAUGCACAGUCUGCUCCCAAGGCUUCAGUCAAGGUGCCUCCUCCUGUACCAACCAAGCCCAAAGGCCCAGGCGUUGUGCCUUAUGGCAAACCGGGCCUCAACACUGGCACCUUCCCCAAAACGAAGGCCCACGGCCAGCAGCCCCCGGCCGGCCAGGGCCGCGGCCCGCUGCCGCCCUCACAGAGCCAGACACUCCCUCUGCCCUCCAAGCAGGACACUCCACCAGCGGCCACGGUGCGGCCCUUCACCCCCGAGCUGCCCUCCAAAGACGCCAACCUGAGCAAGCCGCAGACCUUAGCUGCCAGCUCCAUCUACUCCAUGUACACACAGCAGGCCGGUUCCGGGAAGCCCUUCCAGCCCAUCCAGGGCGCUCUCAACAGAGCUCAGACCCGCACCAAUGGAUUUGUUAGUGUGUAUGGUAAACCGGUGAUUCCCGGCGGCGGCUCUCAACACCCAGACAACCCGUACCUAGAGCGCCGCUCGCCUGCUCCGGAAACCGACGUCGACCACGCCGGGGCCGGUUACGCGGGCCCCAGCUCCUCUGAAGGGCCGCAGCCGGAGACGGAGCGAAUCCCCCGGCCCCUCAGCCCCACCAAGCUGCUUCCCUUCAUCUCCAACCCCUACAGGCACCAGAGCGACGGUGACCUGGAGGCCCUGAGGAAGAAGCUCUACAACGCCCCGAGGCCCCUGAAGAAGCGCAGCUCCAUCACUGAGCCCGAGGGCCCCGCAGGGCCCAACAUCCAGAAACUCCUGUACCAGAAGACCACGCUGGCAGCUAUGGAGACCACAGUCACUGCCGGAGAAGCAGAGAAGGCGGCAGACGGCUCCGUGGCCCCCCACGGUCCGAACCACGAAGGCCACCCAGCAGAGAUGGGACAGACUGCGGAGGGGGGUCCGCUCCAGCCUCCGAUCCCAGGCGUUAACGUCCCCAUCCCGCCUUCCGACGAACAGACCAAAACCAUUUCAGUCAUGCCAGAGAGCGAGGAUAUUAUUCCUCCACCGCCGCCGUCUCAUCCUGCCCCCAGACCCGACGACGCCGUGUUCCCGCCGCUGCCUCCGCCGCCGCCUGCUGGCUUGGAGGACACGAUGCCCAACCUGCCUCCCCCACCUCCAGAGGGCUUCCUGGAGGAGUUCCCUCCGUACCCACCGCCGCCCUAUCCCAGCGGGGCGGAGCAGGACAGCUUGGGAGAAGACACCUUUAACAUGAAGGCCCCAGAGAUCACUGGACAGGUCAAUCUGCCACCGGGAAAGAGGACCAAUUUGCGAAAGCCGGGCUCUGAGCGCAUCGAUCACAGCAUGAGGGUGAAGUUCAACCCGCUCGCCCUGCUGCUGGACUCGUCUCUGGAAGGAGAGUUCGACCUGGUACAGAGAAUCAUCUACGAGGUGGAAGAUCCCAGCCAGCCCAACGACGAAGGCAUCACUGCACUGCACAACGCCGUCUGCGCCGGUCACACGGAGAUCGUCAAGUUUCUGGUUCAGUUCGGAGUCAACGUCAAUGCUGCCGACAGCGACGGCUGGACGCCUCUUCACUGUGCGGCGUCCUGCAACAAUGUGCAAGUGUGCAAGUUCCUGGUGGAGUCUGGGGCCGCAGUGUUUGCAAUGACUUACAGCGACAUGCAGACAGCCGCUGAUAAAUGUGAAGAGAUGGAGGAUGGAUACACCCAAUGCUCACAGUUCCUUUAUGGCGUGCAAGAGAAGAUGGGUAUCAUGAACCGAGGUGUGGUCUACGGCCUGUGGGACUACGGGGGCGAAAACCCAGACGAGCUGUCGUUCCGCGAAGGCGACUGCAUGACCAUCGUUCGCAGGGAGGACGAAGACGAGAUCGAGUGGUGGUGGGCGCGCAUGGGCGACACGGAAGGCUACAUUCCCCGCAACCUGUUAGGGCUCUACCCACGAAUUAAACCAAGGCAGAGAACACUGGCUUAGAAAACCAAGAGCCCUGUACGAUUCCAGUCUGGCAAAAACACACACACGCACACACAGACACACACUUAACUUUAACAGACUGAGGAUUAGAAGGACACUGCUGCAAUGAAGAGACAAGUACCGACCAAACAAUAUGAAGGAUGAAAUAUUUCUGGCACUCUGCGUCUUGAUCGCCGAGGCGCUCUCUCCUCACAUCGAGCUCCGGGAUCCGGGACGCGUCUUCACAACUUCAGGCUUCGUCUUUCCUUGAUUUCACUCAAAAUGCCACAGACUCCGAUAUUGGGACGUAUAUGGAUCACGCAGUAUUUUUUUAUUGACGGCAAGUGUUUUUUUUUUUUUUUUUUUUUACACUCGUGAACAGUGAUUUGGCGCUCUCUGUCUGGGAUUCAGGUUACUUUCUGACUUUCCGACACAUGGGGGGGGGUUGUUGUACGUUGCAUGCGGUGAAUGAGUGGAUGGAGACGACGAUGACGCUUUUGAAACGCUCUGUUACCAUGACAAUCUCCCGGGGGCUCGUCUGUCGUCAUCAGCCCGCCUGACUGUGCCUCUGAAUUACUGCACUGUAGGUGUAAAGUUUCAGCCGUGACCGCCACUGUUCUGCUUCAACAAGUUGGGGAAAAAAACGGCGAUCUGAAGCUUUUCGUUUAUUCUGUGGUCAAUGAUACCCAGUAAAAGGCCAGUGUGCGUUUCUGCACUGUGCACGUGGUUGAGGUACCAUAGAUGCUGUGUAUGUGUGUAUUUCUGUCCCAAAAACUAGUGAAAGGAGGCUGUAGCAAUUCUUCUCGUUUGUUUUUUUUUUUUUUUUUGUUUUUGUGACAAAACUGACUUUUGAAUUGAUGUCAAAAAAAGAUGUAAUGCAGUAUGAAUUUACUAUUUUAAUACAGCCAUUUCAUCGCUGUACAGUAAUCUGAAAGGCAAUUGUUAUCGCAAAACCCUUUUUUGUAGCAAUCACAAGGAUAUGAUAGUCAAAACAACACUGAUGUCCUGAUGGCAAACACACAAAUGGAACCUGAAACCUCCCAAAACACAACGUAUCACAUAUCUGUCAAUGCAGAUGUAUUUAUUUUUGUUACUUCUUUCUUUAGCCCUUUUGUCAGAAAUGUAACCGCAAGUGUACUGUAGUAUUUCAAAUAUUUACAAUAAAAUACUUUGUACUAAAUCCA